CCACCGCCUCGGUGUUCGGGGAACCGGUCUCCCUGUGGGGAGGAGAGGCAGGCUGGCAGUCCUGGAGGGACUGGGUCCCACAAAGAGGGGCCAGAGGAGCUGAGAGAGGGGGCCGGGACGUUGGGAAGGGGUCGUUCAGAGGCCUCCCGGGGAUGGGGGUUGCAGCUCGACUGAGCGCCCCUCGAGCGCUGGUACUCUGGGCCGCACUGGGGGCAGCAGCUCACAUCGGACCUGCACCUGAUCCGGAAGACUGGUGGAGCUACAAGGAUAAUCUCCAGGGAAACUUCGUGCCAGGGCCUCCCUUCUGGGGCCUGGUGAAUGCCGCCUGGAGUCUGUGUGCUGUGGGGAAGCGUCAAAGCCCCGUGGACGUGGAGCUGAAGAGGGUCCUUUAUGACCCCUUUCUGCCCCCACUGAGGCUCAGCACUGGGGGAGAGAAGCUCCGGGGAACCCUCUACAACACCGGCCGCCAUGUCUCCUUCCUGCCUGCACCCCGGCCCGUGGUCAACGUGUCUGGGGGGCCCCUCCUCUAUAGCCAUCGACUCAGUGAACUGCGAUUGCUGUUUGGAGCGCGCGAUGGAGCCGGCUCUGAACACCAGAUCAACCACCAGGGGUUCUCUGCGGAGGUGCAGCUCAUCCACUUCAACCAAGAACUCUAUGGGAACCUGAGCGCCGCCUCCCGGGGCCCCAAUGGCCUGGCCAUUCUCAGCCUCUUUGUCAAUGUGGCCGGCAGCUCAAACCCCUUCCUCAGCCGCCUCCUUAACCGUGACACCAUCACCCGCAUCUCCUACAAGAAUGAUGCCUACUUUCUUCAAGACCUGAGCCUGGAGCUCCUGUUCCCGGAAUCCUUUGGCUUCAUCACCUAUCAGGGCUCUCUCAGCACCCCGCCGUGCUCAGAGACUGUCACCUGGAUCCUCAUCGACCGGGCCCUCAAUAUUACCUCCCUCCAGAUGCACUCCCUGAGACUCCUGAGCCAGAAUCCUCCGUCCCAGAUCUUCCAGAGCCUCAGCGGUAACGGCCGGCCCCUGCAGCCCUUGGCCCACAGGGCCUUGAGGGGCAACAGGGACCCCCGGCACCCCGAGAGGCGCUGCCGAGGCCCCAACUACCGCCUGCAUGUGGAUGGUGCCCCCCAUGGUCGCUGAGACUCCCCAUCGAGGAUUGCGCCUGUCCUUUCCAAGUCUCCCCACUCGGGGAGGGGAGUCACCCCCAAAACAAAGCUAUUAAAGGGACAGAAUACUUCCUGUU
This is a messenger RNA of Felis catus (domestic cat), 1242 nucleotides long. It is a transcript of the gene CA11, whose product is annotated as carbonic anhydrase 11. The coding region runs from base 153 to 1139 and encodes 328 amino acids. The transcript has 9 exons. NCBI's taxonomy places the organism in Eukaryota, Metazoa, Chordata, Mammalia, Carnivora, Felidae. The record is from RefSeq and is a predicted model, not a curated record. Gene Ontology annotation, molecular function: zinc ion binding; carbonate dehydratase activity.